AGCACGAGUGCAAUCAUGUCCGGUCGGGGCAAAGGCGGCAAGGGGCUCGGCAAGGGAGGCGCUAAGCGCCACCGCAAGGUGCUGCGCGACAACAUCCAGGGCAUCACCAAGCCGGCCAUCCGCCGCCUGGCUCGGCGCGGCGGCGUCAAGCGCAUCUCGGGGCUCAUCUACGAGGAGACGCGCGGUGUGCUCAAGGUGUUCCUGGAGAACGUGAUCCGCGACGCUGUCACCUACACGGAGCACGCCAAGAGGAAGACCGUCACGGCCAUGGACGUGGUCUAUGCCCUCAAGCGCCAGGGUCGCACUCUCUACGGCUUUGGUGGCUAAAUCAAAGUCAUUUGAAUUUAUUUAGUUCUAAACACAAAGGCUCUUUUCAGAGCCACGCAUAAAUUUCACAAACA
Messenger RNA from Sturnus vulgaris (Common starling), 401 nucleotides. RefSeq names its product histone H4. NCBI's taxonomy places the organism in Eukaryota, Metazoa, Chordata, Aves, Passeriformes, Sturnidae. Gene Ontology annotation, molecular function: structural constituent of chromatin; protein heterodimerization activity; DNA binding. Gene Ontology annotation, cellular component: nucleosome. The record is from RefSeq and is a predicted model, not a curated record.